Messenger RNA from Quercus lobata, 1020 nucleotides. Its product is annotated as 40S ribosomal protein S3-3-like. Gene Ontology annotation, biological process: translation. Gene Ontology annotation, cellular component: nucleus; cytosolic small ribosomal subunit. The record is from RefSeq and is a predicted model, not a curated record. The transcript has 6 exons. Gene Ontology annotation, molecular function: RNA binding; structural constituent of ribosome. Bases 108 to 812 code for a protein of 234 amino acids. NCBI's taxonomy places the organism in Eukaryota, Viridiplantae, Streptophyta, Magnoliopsida, Fagales, Fagaceae.
UAUAACCCCUCUUCUCCACCUCAGAAAAAACCCUAGGGUUUUCGAAUCGACAGAGCACAAGCCAUCUCAAGCUCAGAGCUCAGAUCCCUACUCCUCUUCCUUCGAAAAUGGCGACUCAGAUGAGCAAGAAGCGAAAGUUCGUAGCUGACGGAGUUUUCUACGCCGAGCUGAACGAGGUCCUGACUCGUGAGCUCGCUGAGGACGGUUAUUCCGGCGUCGAGGUUAGGGUUACGCCGAUGCGAACCGAGAUCAUCAUCAGAGCCACACGAACACAGAACGUUCUCGGUGAGAAGGGAAGGAGGAUCAGAGAGCUGACCUCGGUGGUGCAGAAAAGGUUCAAGUUUCCAGAGAACAGCGUGGAGCUUUACGCUGAGAAGGUCAACAACAGAGGUCUUUGCGCUAUUGCUCAAGCCGAGUCUCUCCGAUACAAGCUUCUCGGAGGUCUGGCUGUUAGGAGGGCUUGCUAUGGUGUACUGAGAUUUGUCAUGGAAAGUGGGGCAAAGGGAUGUGAGGUGAUUGUUAGUGGAAAGCUUAGGGCACAACGUGCAAAGGCCAUGAAGUUCAAGGAUGGAUAUAUGAUUUCUUCUGGUCAGCCAGUCAAUGAAUAUAUUGACUCUGCUGUUAGACAUGUUCUUCUGAGACAGGGUGUUCUAGGUAUCAAGGUCAAGAUAAUGCUUGAUUGGGAUCCACAUGGCAAGAUGGGCCCCAAAACUCCCUUACCUGAUCUGGUCACAAUCCACACUCCAAAGGAGGAGGAUCAUUACCGGUCGCCUGCAGUGGCGACUGAUAUUGAGGUCCUUCCUGUGGCUUAAAGCUUCAUGGUUAUUACUCUAAUGAACUAGUAAUCCGCGCUGUACUUUUGAGUAUCUGAGUUUUGUAGUUGUUGCUUAUUAUUGCCAAUAUUGGGUACAAGGACUUUUAAUGCGUUCUACUUUAAUUUUUUGGAAGAUUUCGAAUUUUGAAUUAUAGUUAAUCAUUAAUUUCGUUUCUUAUUUAUCAAACAAUUCCUGUUUUGAUUCU